This is a messenger RNA of Octopus sinensis (East Asian common octopus), 1044 nucleotides long. Its product is annotated as ubiquitin-conjugating enzyme E2 N. Bases 124 to 582 code for a protein of 152 amino acids. Lineage: Eukaryota; Metazoa; Mollusca; Cephalopoda; Octopoda; Octopodidae. The transcript has 5 exons. The record is from RefSeq and is a predicted model, not a curated record.
AGCUCUGUAUGCUGGCUGUGCGCCAUCUUAAAGUAAGUAAGGUGCUUGGAGAGAGAGUCAGAGCAACUGAUUAUUCGAAAGACGAGGCCUUUUCUCCCCCUUUUUUUACAUUAUUUCUGAUCAAUGGCUGGUCUACCAAGAAGGAUUAUCAAGGAGACUCAGCGGCUCAUGGCCGAGCCUGUACCUGGAAUAAGUGCCACACCUGAUCAGUCAAAUGCUCGAUAUUUCCAUGUGGUAGUUGCAGGGCCAUCAGAGUCUCCGUAUGAGGGAGGUGUUUUUAAUCUAGAACUCUUUCUUCCGGAAGAAUAUCCUAUGUCAGCACCAAAAGUGAGAUUUCUGACAAAAAUAUAUCAUCCAAAUAUAGAUAAACUUGGCAGGAUAUGUCUAGAUAUUCUAAAAGAUAAAUGGAGUCCAGCAUUGCAGAUUCGUACUGUUCUUCUGUCUAUUCAAGCACUACUCAGUGCCCCAAACCCAGAUGAUCCCUUAGCAAAUGAUGUAGCAGAACAAUGGAAACUAAAUGAGGCAGCAGCAAUUCAGAAAGCUCGUGAAUGGACUCAGCUUUAUGCUCAGAAUACUGUGUGAGCUGCAAAGAAAUAUCAGCUGAUGUGGCAGCAAGAGACAGUAAAAUGAUGACGACAAUGACACAAGACAGCAACGAUGACUAUAAUAUCACCAAUUUGAAAACAAACAAAACACAACAAAACAAAACUAAACAAACAAGCAAAAAAAAAGAGUUCCGCCUGGUGUCACAUCUGUCCAGGACUUUGAGCAAUGGCUGUUGCUUUCUAUAAAUAGUAUUUGGUUUUAGUCGGUAGGUCCUUCUUCCCACUUUCUUGGGCCUGUGAUAUGUGCUGCAUCCAUAUCCCUCAUCCUUACCGACUGACAGAUGGACCAGACAGUGCAGCAUAAAACAGUGGACUUCUGCCCCUCCCCACGACACAUCUAUCAAUUGGCUGUUUGCCAAAGAUGGCCUACACAAGUGGUCCGCUGACCACUUCAAUUUCCACUAUUACCACUGCUGGCUGCAACACAAUUUUAAAAAAA